Messenger RNA from Musa acuminata subsp. malaccensis (wild Malaysian banana), 1390 nucleotides. RefSeq names its product heavy metal-associated isoprenylated plant protein 35. Gene Ontology annotation, molecular function: metal ion binding. The record is from RefSeq and is a predicted model, not a curated record. Lineage: Eukaryota; Viridiplantae; Streptophyta; Magnoliopsida; Zingiberales; Musaceae.
UCCAACCUCGCUCUCUCUCUCUCUCUCUCUCUACAAAGCCAAGUGUGCACACCACAGCAAUGUCGCACCGUCACUAGCCACCAAGAGAGACCUCAUCCCACAGCAAUCAAAACACACGGCACUUCCUCCCUCAUCAUCUCUCCUCUCUUUUGAGUCUUCUUAUCUCUCCUUAGCCUUCUUCCAACCACUGCAUCAUUCUCUACAAGCUUCAUGGCAUCAGGAGAAGAAGCUUCAGAAUCUCUCAAAUGCAUGACUUGGGUGUUAAAGGUCUCCAUCCACUGCGAAGGAUGCAAGAAGAAGGUGCAUAAAAUCCUUAAAGGCAUUCCAGGUGUUUAUGAUACGGAGAUUGACGCAAGACAGAACAAAGUCACGGUUAAGGCCAGUGUUGACGCUGAUACACUCAUAAGGAAGCUCGACAAGUCCGGGAAGCGCGCCGAGCUGUGGCCGGAGAGGAAACACAGCAAUCAACAGCCCAGCAAUGGCGACACCAGCAAUAGGAAAGAGAGCAAACAAGUCCCUAAACACAAGGAGCCAUCGGUGAGCUCUGAGAAGAAACCAAUCCUCUCCGAGAGGAGCCCUGCUGCUGCUGCCACCGUCGCUCCCGCUGCCAAACCACCUGAAGCUGACCAAAGAGAAGCUCAAGCCAAACCCCCAAAAGACCCAUCACAAACCAAUAGGGUAACUGAGGAAAGCGCCAUAAAAGAUCCCCAAACUUCCGAUGCAACGAAGACCGACAUCUCCACCAAACAGCACGAUAAUUCCGCCGCCGCAGCUGCUGCAUCCGCCGGCGGAGAUCCGAGUUCCCAUAGCGGUGGCGGCAAGAAGAAAGGCAAGAAGGCUCAGAAAGAGGGCUCCGCGGACUUGGGACACAUGCCCUCUUAUCCGAUGUACCCGCCACCCCCGGCGUACGUGACGAGCUACAACAUGGCGCAACCGAGCUUCAGUCAGGCCUACUACGCCCCCCCAGUGCCGCCCGCUUCGCAGGGCUAUGUUUACAUGCCACAUCCACCUCCGCCAGAGUCGUACUACAGUUAUCCGGAACCGAGCUCACUGGCAUCGACGCAGCCAUCGCCGCCUCACGACAGCAUGUUCAACGACGAGAACCCCAACGCUUGCAAUCUUAUGUGAUCGGAGCCGCCGGCAGACGACCGUCGGAAUCUGGAAGCCUUCAUAGUAUAUCCUCCCCUUCGUUUAGUCAGUUCGUAGGUGUUCGACAAAUCUACCUGAGCUUAUACCACUCGUACGAGUGAAGUACUCUUGCAUCAGCAGAGAUGUGUUCUCCUUGUUCACAUACUCUUCUGCAGUAACAUGUUUCUCGUGUAAUUAAUACUACUGUGAUCACUUGUUCAAGCUUAAGACAAAGCUCGGUUGCCAUUUGUGUUCUGGUUAA